Messenger RNA from Plasmodium inui San Antonio 1, 1479 nucleotides. RefSeq lists its product as hypothetical. Gene Ontology annotation, biological process: symbiont entry into host. The transcript has a single exon. Gene Ontology annotation, cellular component: plasma membrane; cell surface. The record is from RefSeq and is a predicted model, not a curated record. Bases 1 to 1479 code for a protein of 492 amino acids. Lineage: Eukaryota; Apicomplexa; Aconoidasida; Haemosporida; Plasmodiidae.
AUGAGGCUGAUUCUGCUGGGCUGCUUAGCGGCCUGCUUCAUCGCUAAAUGGGCAGCUGUGUGCAAGAAGAUAAACGACUUGAUCAGCAUCGGACACCUGAAGUUGUGCGAAAUAGAUACGAAGACAGACGAUGCCCAAGAGUGUGUCAUGGAGAAUGAGUUCGGGAAGGCAUUUAUAUUUAUCUGCAACUCAAGUGAAUAUAAUGAUUACAAAUCAAGUAUAAUCCCAGCAAUGUGUGCCCAUAAGACCUUCAUAAAUCAAAGUGAUCCCAGUGAAUCCUCCGCAGAUAGUGUUACCUACGAAUUGUUUCAAAAUUUAAUGGGUACUAACGACUCCACUUUUCAAGGGUACUUCCUAUUUUUUAGCACCCCCUAUUCGAACAAAGACAUAGAUCUGAGUUGCUUAUGUUACGGAGGGAUGCAAGAAAAAAUUAAACAUGUGAUGAAAUUGGUGUUUAAAAAAACGAAGAAAAAAAUAAAAGGUUGUGAUUUUGGCUAUAAUAUCUUAUCAAGAAGAGACUUAACAAAUAACAUUAACUUGAAUAAAAAUGCUGCUUGUGUGAUUCAUGCUUACCCAGGGGAUGUAAUCGGAAUUAAUUGUUACAAGAAGGAGAGUAACGAUUCGUACAAUGAAAACUUAGAACUAGUGCCCAACAACUGCUUCCAUAGUGUUCACUAUGGAAAUGAUAUCAUUUUGUCUACGAACAAUUUGAUCCCGAAAUCGAGAGUCAUUCCAGAUUCAACAGCAGAUGUGAAAUUAUCCCAAAUGCAUUCCUACAUGUCUUAUAUGAUCCUACCCCAAGACAUGACCCUGACAGGGAAAAUCAGCUGCUACUGCAAACGGGGGGAACAUGUGGGAUCCAUGUUCAUUUAUUUGAAGACUAUAAAUAAUUUGCUAUUUGACUUCAACAAUGGGAUCGAUCGAAUUAUCCAAGGAGGAAAUUUCGAUGAAGAUUCAGGUGAGGAGUGGGAUGGACGAGGAAAAAACGCGGGGGAACAGUCCAACCAGGGGAAAAGCCAAAGUGAAGUCAACAAAGAUGGGAAGCAAGAAAAGGACAGGGAGGAAUAUAUUCACAAUCAUUAUAAUAAUACGAAUAGUAUUUAUUACAACUCGGGGAUGAGCCAUCCCAGUAGGGGACACGACCAUCAAAGACACAGUCGCCACCGAAACGAGGGAAAAGAAUCGACUGUAAGCGAAUGGCGUAUAAGCGAAUGGACCAACGGAAGGAGCACUUACAGCUAUAGUAGUGAUAAAAACAUUAGCCGUGAACAUUUUGGAGACAACUCAUUUGACGAAAACAAUUACGAUGCUUAUGACAUGGGCAUGAGUGACGGAUUCAGUAAGGGCACGCAACGACGGAAGAGGAGGACCUUUUGGCAAAACCUCUUUGGGUUGUCUUCUUCUUCCCAGUUUUCCUCCUUUAAUUCGUUGAUACUUUCCUUUUUGGCGCUCAUCUACGCGUGUUAUUCGUCCCUGUAG